This is a messenger RNA of Nymphalis io (European peacock), 5284 nucleotides long. Its product is annotated as KH domain-containing, RNA-binding, signal transduction-associated protein 2-like. NCBI's taxonomy places the organism in Eukaryota, Metazoa, Arthropoda, Insecta, Lepidoptera, Nymphalidae. The record is from RefSeq and is a predicted model, not a curated record. The transcript is spliced from 10 exons. The coding region runs from base 224 to 1294 and encodes 356 amino acids. Gene Ontology annotation, molecular function: mRNA binding. Gene Ontology annotation, cellular component: nucleus. Gene Ontology annotation, biological process: regulation of alternative mRNA splicing, via spliceosome.
CAACCGUUUUAAUAUUAGAACGCUGCUUCGAAAUUUAAAACACCCGCGCUUCAAUUUACUAGUUUCGACGGUCGAAUUUGUGAAUCGAAAUUGUUUUUUUAAUCUGUGGUUUAAUUAUGGAGUUUUUUUUAAUGAAUGUUAGCUCGCUUAAGUAAAAAAAGCUUUUGAUACAGAUAACCAGUGGCCGUGGUGUGUUGUGUAGUGAUGUGCUAGUGCCAACAAUAUGGAGCCAUCGUUGCCACUCGAGGAAGACGAGGGCAGGCCUCAGCAAGGCUCCACUGGAAGCGGCUCGUCGUCUGGCACGGGUUAUUACGGACACAAGAAUGGCGAAUGGCGCGGUGAGAGGAGAAUGUUGGAUAUCACACGUGACAAACCUGUCAAAGUGUGUGUACGUGUUGUUGUACCAGUACGUGACCACCCAAAAUUCAAUUUCGUGGGCAAGCUGCUGGGCCCCAAGGGGAAUUCACUGAAAAGGCUGCAAGAAGACACAAUGUGCAAAAUGGCGGUUUUAGGACGAGGUUCUAUGAAAGACCGUCAGAAGGAAGAAGAGCUUCGUGUAUCCGGUGAUCCUAAAUUCGCACAUCUCUCCGAUGAACUACACGUGGAAAUCAGUGCGUUCGCAACACCAGCUGAGGCGCACGCACGUAUUGCAUACGCACUUGCUGAAUUGAGGAGGUUCUUAGUGCCGGACUACAACGACGAUAUAAGACAAGAGCAGAUGCUGGAAAUGCAGAUCUUGUCAUCGCAGAAUGAACAAAGGCGAUUAACUCCGCCCGACUCGUCUAGGAGUGGGAGUGAAGAAGCUUUGCCUCUGAGAGACAACGGAAACAAACAUAGAUUGAGCACCGCACCGCAGACGCCCGCACCGCCUAUGCCAGCUGCCAUAGCUGUGAACCACAAUGCAAACGUACGUGAUUUCUCACCACCUGCACCCGCAGCUGGACCCGAGCAUCUGUCUGCUCAUCAUCAGCAGCUGGCCCCUAGCCACCCUGGUCACGGUGUGCUUGUCGGGGGCGGUGUGAUGCAACAACCGCCGACACACCAUUUAAUUACGCAGAAUUCUAUAUUGGGUGCGGGUGGGGCGGGUGGCGUUGCGAGCGGUCGCAAGCGGCCGCUGCUCGGCGCACGGGCCGCCAUGUCGCCGACUAAACGCGCGGUCAUGACGCUGUUGGCACGCGCACGCGCCGCCACGCACAAGCACGCGCCGUGGCCUGCGCCAGAACACACAGCCCUACUUCCGCUUAUAAGGGACGACUUUGUAACCGGCGUCGGCGUCAAUAUCAACCUAGCGUAAUACAAUGAUUCUAGUCAGAUUCUGUUUAUAUAAAUAACCGCGAACGAUACAAUUGUAAAUAUCAUUUACAUAUUGAAAUAAUAUUGUUCAUAUAUUUACUAAAUCUUACUUAGUCUGACAAUAGCUGAGAUCAUCAAUCACACUAAAAAAACCGGUGCGUUUUGGUCAAAAUAAUAGUCAGGUGGUCAAUAGUUUCAAUUUGCAGCCUAUUAUUUAUUUAUAUCAAACUACGAAGUCUAUAAACACAUUGUCCGAUAAGAACUAAGGAAUAACAACUCGAUACCUAACCGCUCAGUGUUACUAACAAAAGAUAAUUCCAAUUUUCAAAUGACAGUUGACAGUUGAAAGCAGGUCAACGUUCUGGAAUACAUUUGAAAAUUAAAUGAAUGUUAAACUUAAUAGAAACUAUAGAUAAAAUAACAUUUUAUAAAAUUAUUUUUAAUUCAAUCCAAAGUAUAACGCAAAGGAAGAGUAGUUUACAGUUUACUCUAUCGAACAAUGUGAAAACAGUCCUAAUUAAUAUUUCUCGCAUAAAGUUAUUAUUUACGAUACAUAUAUAUGUAUAUUUUAUGUAAAAAAAUUAAUAUCGCCAAAUAAUAUGCGAUUAUUUAAUUUUAACAUUUAAUGAAAAUUAAAUAUUUUCUGUCUUUGAAUAAAACUGUAUAAUUCCGAUAAAAUCUUAAUGUUUAAGAAAAAAAUUUGUAGUAUUUAUUAUUUUUCCCAACCUAAUCCGAUCGUGGUCAUUAAAUUACAUUAAUUGUUAAAUUGUUUUAUCAAAAUAUAUAUAUAUGUCAAAGUAUAUUAAUAGUAAAAUAUAUAACAAUCUAACAGUUGAUUGAAAAAGAGGCAAAAGUAUAAAAGAAAGAGAUGAAACACCUAAAACGAAAUAUGUAUUCUAAUAAUGCGAAAUAUUUUCAUUAUCUAUGAAAUUGAAUGAAAUGUAAAAUAGAAUUUGAUUAUGUAUAAUAUUAUUUUUUUAAAUGUCAACAUUAUUUUGAUUUGAGGAUGUUUUUUUACAGUCAUAUGGCAUAAAAUAAUCUUCGUUUUAAUUUAAUUCAGUCAAUUUAUAUAAACCCCAGUAAUUUAAGGCUUUUACUUAGUAAAAAUUAAAGGACCACGGUGUUUUUUAUCCUAUGCCUUCUAGAGAAAAUAGUUUGUAUAUAAUAUAUUAUAUUAAUAAGAUGUUACAAGCAAAAAUAAUAUAUAUAUAUAUCAUAGACAAUCGUAAUUAAACUGUAGUUCAUGUAAACAUAUAUUAAGUUGGAAUUUUAAAUUUGAUCAUAGGAAAUAAUUUAUUAGAUAAAUUUAUUUAUUAAACUUUAUCUCGCUUCGUGUCUGCGCAAAAACACCUGGAUACGUCAUGACGCGGGACCUUCGUAGAAGUCAAGUGAUAAUUUGUCAUUUCAACGGUAUAAUGGCGAUGUGACCACACAUUACUUAAUACAGUAAGGCUUAUGCUUCAGGUGAAUAUUUGUUUGAUCAAAUGUUUGUGGUAUUCGCCAAUAUAGCACACACGACGUCCGGAUAUUGGCUUAAUCCAAUAUUAACUCAAAUAUACCGAAAUAUCGAAAAAACAUUUGCAAUGACAAUGGAAAGUAAAGUAUUUGCGUUAUUUGACAAAUAUACUAUAUAUAUAAUAUUUGUACAAAUAAUUCAAUGUGUACGCGUUGUCAUGUUUUGAGAAUUGAGCGAACAUUAAGCCAAGUGUAGUGCCACCAUAAAAGAAAUAAAUGUUUGUCGUUCUCCUGGUACACCGCUAUGGGUAUUCCAACAAUAUUAAUCGAUAUUAUAAUACACCACGCAGACAAAGUCGCGGGUUUUAGCUAGUAUAAUAUAUAAGUUAAUUGUUAGUCACUUCAUUACACACUAUACGGCACAUAUUUAUAAUAAAUCAGUAAUUUAAAAUGAAAACAUUUAAUAGAAAACACAUGCACUUUACCAUAGGAUUACCAUAGAAUAAAUCUGCAGCCAGACAUUCGCACAGUCAUAUAAUAUUAUAAUAAAUUAGCAAACUCAAUUCGAAUGUAUGCAAUGAUUUUGGCAUAAAUUUCCACCGCGUUUUGAUAAGUACAGAAUAAUUAAUCAUUCGAGGAAAAGUUUUUCAAAUUUUCUCAGCGAUUGUAAUAACUAAUGAAAAGAUGAUUUGUAAAUAUUUGCGCGAAUGUCUGGCCUUACAUUAUGGCGGUAAUUUCAUUUCCAUAAGAUAAUUAAUAUACAUAUAAAGAUAUAAAUGUAAUUGUAAUUAUGAUUAUAAUAUAAUAGCUUAUAAUUAAUUAUUAUCAUCAAUUUAACUGAAUAUUCAAUAUUAGAUAUUAUAUAUGUGUAAUAAGAAAGGGUAUACAUUUUUAUUUUAAUAUUAUUGGCAAAAAAAACAAUCAAAUAUCCUUUUAAUAAAAAGAAAAUAAACAAAAUUAAAAUAUUAUUUUUAAAAAUAAACAUAUAUAUAUAAAAAUAAUAGAAAUUCAUGACCAGUUAGUACACUCCCUUGCUUUGCACCUUUAGGGCUAUUCUGUAAGAACUCGAGACUCACUAAAAAACGGUCGUUAAUGGUCAGAAAGUGAUAUGCGACAUUGGCCAUAAUAAUUAUAAUAUUUCAAGAACACACCCAUCAUUAUAGUAAAUCUCCAUAAGUGGGUUGUCAACAUUUCACGGGUGAGUACCGAAGUAAGCUGUUACAGAAUCUCUCUGCUGAACUCUUUUCAGUCGCGUGAAGGCACAGGAAGUGCACUUAUGUUGCACACACAGCUGUGCACUACAAAAGUUUUCUUAUAUAAUAAUAUAAAUGAAUACUUAUAUUUAGUUACAUUUUUAUAAAUAUUUUACGAUCGAACUUUUUAUUAACAUGAACUUUUAUAUUAAAUAUUGCAAACUGGAAUAUAAGAUUUUAUUAAUAACUAUAAAAAUAAUAGUUAAAUUAAAUUUAGUUAAUAGAUUACAUGACAUAAUAUGCUUAUGUGACGUAAUUAGAAAAAAAUAUCGUCAUCUCUUUAUAGUAGGAAUAUAUAAUAGAUAAAUUUUAACAUUCAUUACAAAUAACAUAAUAUGAAAUUUUAAUAUUCUUGAAUAUGCACGGAAAUCGAACAAAUAAAAGAUCCAUAAACAAAAUUUAUAAUUUUUACAAUUAUAUAACUUUUAAUUAAUUCAAAAUAAUAAUAUAUAUAAUAAGCUAUAUAUUUUAAUCAAGAAAUAUGUAAUAAGCUAUAUAUUUUAAUUACCUUGUGUUUAUAUUUUAAACGAUGACCAAAUUACCCCCUAAUUAUUAUAGUAUUUGUCAGUCAACUGAAAAAUCACACUGACAAAUCUCUACUGUUAAUACAGACGUCGUUAUCAUUUUAUAUUAUUUAAUUUAUUUAAUAUUGUUAUUUAAAAUCUAAUUUCUCUUAAAUUAUACAACACACAUGUACGUAUAUAUAUAUUACACGUAUAUAUUUUACUUCUUAAAUAUAUAAUGUUCGUAUUUCUAUAUACUAUAUAGCCCAUUCCAAUCACAGGAAGAGUAAAGACAAAACAACUCAGAGAUCUUGAGUAAUCUAUGGUAUUCAUUACGAAUAUCCACGAAGUUAUCAUCGGAAUAUUGGAAGUUAAAUUUAAGUGGAUAUGAGAAUUUGAAUAGGAAUGUAUUUUAUUAUAAAUAAAGAUAUGUUAAUCAAGAAACAAUCAAACGGUUAUAGAGUAUAAUAUAGAAGAGCUAUUUGCAAAUUGCAUGGAAUAUAUAAAUCUGUUUGUGUCGAUUGGAAUAGGCUAUACUAGGCUAUAUCGUCUCAAGGUAAUCAAUGGUUUAGUUUUUUUGCAAAAGUUAGUUUUAUAUAAACUAUACAAUAUAUAAUAAGGAAAAGUAUAUAGCAGUGCAUAUUGUAUCAAGAUUAAUUCGUUGUACUCAAGAUACUUUAAGAUUAAUGUUCAUUGUAAUAUUUGCCAUAGCUAUCAUUGUUUGAUACAUAACUGUCAGUUGUGUAUGCACUGAAUAUAGAAAUAAAUAUAUAAAUUAGC